AUGGAAGUAGCAAAACUUGAGGGAGGUUCAUCUGUUGUAGAUGUCUGGACUCUUACUCAGCUGAUUCAAGAUACACAACAGGUUCCUUGUACACAUGAAAGACCAAUAAUUGUCUUGGUUUAUAAUCAGAUUUUUCAACAAUUACUCAGUAUUUGUUCUGAGUCAGUCAUAAAGAUUAACAUGAUUGAAGCCAGGGGCAGUUCUAAGGGGCUGGUAGAUUCUGAAGCCCAGAGGUCCUUGCAAACAUGGGAUUUUGGAAGUGGCCGGGAGCUUAAAGCGAUGACUCCAGUGAAAGGCAAUAAAGAUGAGAAACAAAGCAUUAUUCAUGUAUGCUUUCAUAGAGAUCAUGAAAAUACACAAAUGAUUGUUGCUGUGAACCUCAAGGGGACCAUCAAAAUUCUACAGUCUGGAAAAGAUGAUAAGUUUCUCAAUGUGAUUAUGGAGUUUACUGUAGAGUCUGAUCCGUUGGGGAGAACACCUAAUCCUACACUACAGCCUAUUGGAAAAUCCAAAAAAUUUCCAAGAAUCAAACCAGUGGUUCUUCUAAAAUCUAAUGAAUAUAGUGAACAGAAAGCGCCUUUCAGAAAUACACUGACGUGCUGUGAUGCGCUAGCAAUUGAAAAAAGUCUUCUUCUUGCAACUGGAAGUGAAAAUGGACCAAUAAACCUAUAUAACUUUGAAGAAGGAGCUGUCCAGCAUAUCUGUUUUAUGAACGACAAAAUGCAGACCACAAUGAACGAUUUUCAAAAACAGAGUGUAAAUACUAUUUUGUUCCUCUAUCCAAGAAAAGUGGUGACUGUGUCAAGAGUACAUGCUUCUGUUGUAUUACAACAAGAUACAAGCAGAAUAAAGACAGAUGCAAACAUUACAGCAAUGGCUUCAGAUGGUCAGCCUCACUCUCCAGUCAUUGCCUCUGGUCAUGAAGACGGACAUAUUUAUUUGUGGAAUUUAAAGGGAAACAUACUGAGUGACGUUAUGCCAGUUACAAACCAUCCUUUAAAUCCUCUCACAACUCUUUGUACAAAUGCACAAGCGAACAUUAUGCUAGCUGGCGAUAACGCAACUGGGUUCCUCUAUCUUAGUUCCCUGUCAGUCAUGGUUAUAAUAUCUGCCCUUUGCACCUGGUGUCCAAUCAGCAUUGAGAAUGCAAAUGGACAAAAGGAGAAAUAA
Messenger RNA from Pelobates fuscus (common spadefoot toad), 1170 nucleotides. Its product is annotated as WD repeat-containing protein 64-like. The transcript is spliced from 12 exons. NCBI's taxonomy places the organism in Eukaryota, Metazoa, Chordata, Amphibia, Anura, Pelobatidae. Gene Ontology annotation, molecular function: protein binding. The coding region runs from base 1 to 1170 and encodes 389 amino acids. The record is from RefSeq and is a predicted model, not a curated record.